This is a messenger RNA of Zychaea mexicana, 807 nucleotides long. Its product is annotated as epoxide hydrolase. The transcript has 8 exons. Bases 48 to 776 code for a protein of 242 amino acids. Lineage: Eukaryota; Fungi; Mucoromycota; Mucoromycetes; Mucorales; Lichtheimiaceae. The record is from RefSeq and is a predicted model, not a curated record.
AAUCGCUGCAGCGGGUCUCUCUUCUCUUCUUCUUCUCCUGAAUCACUAUGACUUUCAAGGCCGUGAUCUUCGAUAUUGGUGGUGUGUGCGUAGGCUCGCCUAUGGCUGGAAUCCAUAGAUACGAAAAAGAACACGGAUUACCAAGAAACUACAUCAACGUUGCAAUUGUCAAGCAAGGUGAAGACGGUGCUUUCCAGAAAUUAGAGCGCGGUGAGAUUCGACUCAAUGAUUUCUACAAACAAUUCGGCGAGCAGCUCUCGGAUCCUCGUCAUAAGCAAAACUACAAGGAAUACCUCCAAAAGUCAGGCAGACCCGUUCCUGAAAAUAUACCCAAUGUUUCUGUUGACGGAAAGGCGCUGUGGACGACCAUGAUGGAUGAGACCAAUAACGUCGAUGUCAAGGUGUUCCAUGCCAUUAACAAACUCAAAGAAAGCGGUCAGUUCAAGGUGGCUGCCUUGACCAACAACAGCGAGACUGCAGCUGAUCAGAACAAGACCUCGGAUUCUUUGCGAGAAACGUUUGAUUACUUUGUCGAGUCAAAGGUGGUUGGUCUGCGGAAACCGGAUCCCAACUUCUUUUUGCAUGCUUGCAAAAUCAUUGGUGUUGAACCUCACGAAGCCAUCUUUCUCGAUGACAUUGGCAUGAACCUUCGUUCUGCCAAAAAGUUGGGCAUGGAAACCAUUCAGGUUCAAAUGGGUCGCUCCGAAGAAGCCAUCAAAAAGUUGGAGGGUCUCGUGAAUUUGGAUUUACAUACGGGUGUUCCCAGCAAACUGUAAAAGUACAUUACUCUAUUACUAUGAGAUGAUA